Messenger RNA from Octodon degus (degu), 571 nucleotides. It is a transcript of the gene Defb116, whose product is annotated as defensin beta 116. Gene Ontology annotation, biological process: innate immune response. The record is from RefSeq and is a predicted model, not a curated record. Gene Ontology annotation, cellular component: extracellular region. NCBI's taxonomy places the organism in Eukaryota, Metazoa, Chordata, Mammalia, Rodentia, Octodontidae.
AUGGAAGAUAAUGAGCAACUGGCUCUUGUGCAAUAUAAUGUGAGUGUAAUUAUGAUCAGUUUGGCUAAUGAACAGCUCCUUCCAGUUAUUGAGGAAUCUAAUGUGAACGCAUCUUUUUCGGUGAGGAAAGAAAUCACUCUGCUCCAGUGGUCUCUAUUCAGUCACUUGCAACACAGCUCUUCAUUUUGCGGCAUAUCAAUUAUGAAGUCCUAUUUAAUGACCAUUGCCAUCCUUCUUAUCUUGGUUCAGAAAACUUCAGGUGGCCUGUUCAGACCCCACUAUGGAAGGAACCAAGAACCUUGGAAUCCAUGUGAGCUUUAUCAAGGGAUGUGCAGAAACAACUGCAAGAAACAUGAAAUUCAGCACUCAACCUGCCAAAAUAACCUAAAGUGCUGCCUGCAAUUUUCUAUGAGAAUAACACCUAGUUCUAACCCUGAAGAGAAGGAAUAUGGCUCCAAUUCCAACUUGUCAGUUAAAAACACUUCAAGUUACUCUGAAGUUUGAAUAUUGACAACAUCACCCCCUCUUGUAGCGAUUCCUCUCUGUUCUGGAACACUUCCCAUAAAAAAUG